AUGGGCUUUUUGUCAAAGCGGAGAAAUGCAUUUUUCAUGCAGUCUGUUCCUUUUUUGGGAUACAUCGUCUCGGCCGAGGGGGUGCGCAUGGAUUCCGACAAGGUUCAGGCUGUGGUGAAUUGGCCAACCCCAGAUUCCCACAAGGCCCUGCAGAGGUUUCUGGGCUUUGCCAAUUUCUACCGGCGGUUUAUUCGCAAUUUCAGCCAGCUAGCUGCAUCUUUGACGGCCUUAACCUCCACCAAGACUGCAUUCAGGUGGUCUAGCGCAGCAGAAGCUGCAUUUUCCAAACUGAGAGGCUGCUUCGUUUCAGCUCCCAUCCUCAUAGCCCCUGAUCCUUCCAGGCAGUUUGUGGUGGAGGUUGACGCGUCAGAGGUGGGGGUUGGUGGGGUACUAUCCCAGCGUUCCCCCACGGACGGCAAGGUGCACCCCUCGCGGUUCUAUCCCAGCGUUCCCUAG
Sinocyclocheilus anshuiensis is the source of this 456-nucleotide messenger RNA. RefSeq lists its product as uncharacterized. Lineage: Eukaryota; Metazoa; Chordata; Actinopteri; Cypriniformes; Cyprinidae. The transcript has a single exon. The record is from RefSeq and is a predicted model, not a curated record. Bases 1 to 456 code for a protein of 151 amino acids.